Molecule: messenger RNA, 402 nt
Organism: Symbiodinium sp. CCMP2592
Lineage: Eukaryota; Dinophyceae; Suessiales; Symbiodiniaceae
Source: the annotation of a GenBank genome assembly
AUGAGCAGAGCCCGUCUCGCGCAUGCCAUCGUGUCGCAGGCAGAUUCACGAUCCGAAGAGAUGCGAAAGCAUAUCGAGAGCGACUUUGUUGACUACUUCGUGGAGCUGUCGAUGGAGUAUUUUAAACUGGGUUGCCGCAGCAUUGUUGUUCUGACAGAGGCUGGCUUCGAGGUAAAAACCCAGAGGGAGCUGAUACAUUUUCUUGAACAACAGGGCAUAGGGGGACUCCCCAUGAUCAACGAACGAAGUGGGUGUAUUGGUCGUUUUCACUCCAGUUCGCACAUGCUCAACUGCAUGAGCUUGCUUGGCUAUGAAGUCGCCUUCAGCAUCGGCAAAACGAUCAGGAUGAAGAGGCGGGUUCCACGCGCAUUCUUGCAGGCACAUCCCACUGCUUUGAUCUGA